AUGGCCGACUCUCAGCCCGACGUGGGGAAGUCGGACAGCCCCGCGACAUCACCAUCACCACCACCUUCGUCUUCGGUUGCUCGACGUCAGCUGCUGGCAGCUCUCAGGACCGCAGACCUCCUUGUUGGUCGUUUAGACCGGCUCGCGUCCACAGCCGACGGUCAGGAACGAAUUUUCGCCGUAACCGGCUACCUCACCCAUGUCCUCCAUCACCUCCUCUCCUCGGCGCCAUGGAUCGCUGCACAGACACGCUUGAGUCUCCUCGCCCGGCUACGACCCGGGGCUAAACCUGCCCCUCCGAAGUCUCCCUCGUCCGAGUCGCGCCUGCUCGCCCUCUCCUCGCUGAUGUCCGAGACCCGCUAUACCAUCCGACUCCUGGGUCUCAUUCCCCUCUGGACCUGGGGUUCCGCAACGAUCAAAUCGCCUCCUUCAGAUCGCACAAUCUACACCCUGACCCUGUUACAAGUAUUCGUGAAUGUGAUCUACCAAGCCCUCGAGAACGGCGCCUACCUGGCGAACAAGGGCAUCAUUUCGAAGCGGUUCGUCGACCGAUGGGGCGGACCCGCCAAAUGGGAUCUAUGGAGCAUCCGCGCCUGGUUCGGACACAUCUUCCUCCAGUUCUUCGUGCUGUGGCGGAAGCGCGUCUUGCUGAAGAAGAAGGCCGCGGAUCCGUCGGCGCAGACUAAGGAGGGCCGCGACGCCGUGAGCGCCGAGACGCGAGCCUGGAAGAAGAGUCUGCUGAACAACAUAUGCUGGGCCCCCGUGUGUCUUCACUGGUGCUUUGAAAAGGGCAUCGGCUUCCCGGACAAUCUGACCGGCCUGGUGAGCUUCAUGGCAGGGGCUUGGGGCGUGUCGGACAUGUGGGCGGCGACGGCAUAA
Aspergillus melleus is the source of this 879-nucleotide messenger RNA. RefSeq lists its product as uncharacterized. The record is from RefSeq and is a predicted model, not a curated record. Gene Ontology annotation, cellular component: peroxisomal membrane. Lineage: Eukaryota; Fungi; Ascomycota; Eurotiomycetes; Eurotiales; Aspergillaceae. The transcript is spliced from 2 exons. Bases 1 to 879 code for a protein of 292 amino acids. Gene Ontology annotation, biological process: peroxisome fission.